This is a messenger RNA of Trypanosoma brucei brucei TREU927, 1269 nucleotides long. RefSeq lists its product as hypothetical. The transcript has a single exon. The record is from RefSeq and is a predicted model, not a curated record. Lineage: Eukaryota; Euglenozoa; Kinetoplastea; Trypanosomatida; Trypanosomatidae. The coding region runs from base 1 to 1269 and encodes 422 amino acids.
AUGAUAGGCGGUCAGCACAAGAAGGAACGCAUCAGUGAGCGGCUCCAAAACUGCCAGAAUCAGCCAAAGAACCGCUGCUACCUUCCGGGCACGCAGUUGCUGACAGGCGGAUAUAGUACCAAAACAUUACAGGGUAACUGGAGUGAGGAACGGGCGGAUGCCGGCUACUACGACGGAAAGGCAAUUGUUCCAACACAUCUCUCCAAAAUUUGGACGACGGAGUACACAGUCAUGACAAACCAUGCAAUGAAGAGGGCUCAGGAGCAGGCGCCCGUCUUUGAUCAGGCAACGUUGGUUGAUAUUGUGGACCGCAAUCACCGUGCAUAUCCCACUCAUCAGCCGCACCUCGACCCUCAACUUCCAAAAUUGAAGGAAGAGGCGUUUAAAACAACAAUGAGGACCUCGUUUAACCACCCGCAGGAAGUUAAGCUGCGUGAGGAGGCGUAUGUCCGACCAGUUAUCGGAAACACACCUGCCGCCCAGGCCAGGGCAAUCAUAAUGCGCUUUCGGCGGCAGCUGCUGAUUUCAAUGGAAGGACAGUCCGCUUUUCCGGGGAACGUGCUCCGGCAGGUGCGCCUCGCGCUGGAGAGGAAUGAUGUCGUCGGCAACGGAGUGCUCAACGUUGAGGAGACAUUUCGCGGCUUCACUGAGGCUGGUGUAGAGACGAGUAUACCGGAGUGUGUUGCUCUUGUUCGCGGACUUGACAUGAAGGGUGAUAACAUGCUCUCGAUUCGUAAGGUCAUGGAUGAAAUGCGUGGGGAGGAACGGGAUCGCCGGUACAGUAUUAUUGAGGGUGUGUAUGAGUUGCUGAAGAAGCUGUGCAGUAAUGGGGUUGUGCGGCUACACCACCUCGUCGAUCUGAUUGAUGUCGACUCCAUGGAGUCGGUGUUAAACGGAACUGUGUCUUCUGCUGACGCUCUCCGCGCGUUUACCACCCAGUGGGAUCUGCCUUUGGAGGCACACAUCAGCUUUGAAACGUUCCACACCUUUUUUAGAGAUUCUUCGUUUGAGCUGAAAACCGAUCAGGAAUUCGAGAUCCUCAUGCGCAACGUGUGGCACCUUAGUGGAGGUAAUGGAAAGAAUGUAAACACAUCAUGCCGGAGAUUAAAUGUGGUGCAUAAGGAUGGACGUGCCAGCGUACAGGAAGUUAAGGAUGAUCUAGAUAUCAAAGAUGAUGACCCGAAUUUGAUGGAGCGUAUUUUGGCCAACCUGGCGACGCAGGGAAUAAAGGAUGUUUCCUCACUGACCAUCAUCCCGAAACGCCGAUGA